Molecule: messenger RNA, 546 nt
Organism: Peromyscus maniculatus bairdii (prairie deer mouse)
Lineage: Eukaryota; Metazoa; Chordata; Mammalia; Rodentia; Cricetidae
Gene: Dbi
Product: diazepam binding inhibitor, acyl-CoA binding protein
Biological process (GO): fatty acid metabolic process
Cellular component (GO): mitochondrion
Molecular function (GO): fatty-acyl-CoA binding
Source: RefSeq, a predicted model, not a curated record
CGCCCGAGCUCGGUUGGAACGCAGGGGCAGUCUUUUAAAGGCGCUACCCUGUGCACUCUGGAACUUGAGUGCUGCUUGCCUGCUCUUGCUCCCGCGCUUUCGGGAUCCAGAUCACCUCGCCAAUAUGUCUCAGGCGGAAUUUGACAAAGCUGCUGAGGAGGUGAAGCGCCUCAAGACCCAGCCAAGUGACGAAGAGAUGCUCUUCAUCUACAGCCACUUCAAACAAGCUACCGUGGGCGACGUAAAUACAGAUCGGCCCGGGCUUCUGGACCUCAAAGGCAAGGCCAAGUGGGAUUCAUGGAAUAAGCUGAAAGGAACUUCCAAGGAGAGCGCCAUGAAAAGCUAUGUGGAAAAAGUGGAAGAGCUGAAGAAGAAAUACGGAAUCUAGAAGACCAGACACAUGCGUGACCCGUGAGGACAUAAUGCCUUGGUGUUUUUCUAAUGUAGAUGAUAUGGCUCUGAUAAAUUAGGGCCAGGAUUAAUUGCUGACCCUCCUCCCUGUGUAGUUUUUACCUGAAGUCAAUUAAAAGUACAUUUGUUACUGUA